Lodderomyces jiufengensis is the source of this 1566-nucleotide messenger RNA. It is a transcript of the gene ACH1, whose product is annotated as acetyl-CoA hydrolase. Gene Ontology annotation, molecular function: acetate CoA-transferase activity; acetyl-CoA hydrolase activity. Gene Ontology annotation, cellular component: mitochondrion. Lineage: Eukaryota; Fungi; Ascomycota; Pichiomycetes; Serinales; Debaryomycetaceae. Gene Ontology annotation, biological process: acetate metabolic process. The record is from RefSeq and is a predicted model, not a curated record. The transcript has a single exon. Bases 1 to 1566 code for a protein of 521 amino acids.
AUGUCAUCAAUAUUAAAACAAAGAGUUAGGUAUGCUCCUUAUUUACAAAAAUUAAGAACUGGUGAACAAUGUAUUGAUUUAUUUAAACAUGGUCAAUAUUUAGGUUGGUCUGGUUUUACUGGUGUUGGUGCUCCAAAAGUUAUUCCAAAAACUUUAGUUGAACAUGUUGAAAAAAAUAAUUUACAAGAUAAAUUAGCUUUUCAUUUAUUUGUUGGUGCAUCAGCAGGUCCAGAAGAAAGUCAAUGGGCCGCAAAUAAUAUGCUUUUAUCAAGAGCUCCUCAUCAAGUUGGUAAACCAAUUGCUGCUGCUAUAAAUGAUGGUAGAACUCAAUUUUUUGAUAAACAUUUAUCAAUGUUUCCUCAAGAUUUAACUUAUGGUUAUUAUACAAGAAAUAAACCAAAUGGUCCAAAUUUAGAUUAUACAAUAAUUGAAGCAACUGCUAUUAAAGAAGAUGGUUCCAUUAUUCCAGGUCCAGCAGUUGGUGCUUCACCAGAAAUGAUUUCAGUAUCGGAUAAAAUCAUUAUUGAAGUUAAUACUAAAACUCCAAGUUUUGAAGGAAUUCAUGAUAUAGAUAUGCCAGUAAAUCCUCCUUUUAGAAAACCAUAUCCACAUACUACUGCUGAUUAUAGAGUUGGACAAAAUUCUAUACCAGUUGAUCCAGAAAAAGUUGUUGCAAUAGUUGAAAGUACAACUGGUGAUCAAGUUCCUCCAAAUACUGAAAGUGAUGCACAAUCUAAAGCUAUUGCAAAUCAUUUAAUUGAAUUUUUAGAACAUGAAGUUAAAGUUGGUAGAUUACCAGAAAAUUUACAUCCUUUACAAUCAGGUAUUGGUAAUAUUGCAAAUGCAGUUGUUGAAGGAUUAGCAGGAUCAAAUUUUAAAAAUUUAACUGUAUGGACUGAAGUUUUACAAGAUUCAUUUUUAGAUUUUUUUGAAAGUGGUUCAUUAGAUUUUGCAACUGCAACUUCAAUAAGAUUAACAAAUGAAGGUUUUGAAAAAUUUUAUAAAAAUUGGGAUACUUAUUCAAAAAAAUUAUGUCUUAGAUCACAAGUUGUUUCAAAUUCACCUGAAAUCAUAAGAAGAUUAGGUGUAAUUGCAAUGAAUACACCAGUUGAAGUUGAUAUAUAUGGACAUGCAAAUUCAACAAAUGUAAUGGGUUCAAGAAUGUUGAAUGGUUUAGGUGGUUCAGCAGAUUUCUUAAGAAAUGCCAAAUUAUCAAUAAUGCAUACUCCAUCAGCAAGACCAUCAAAAAUAGAUCCAACAGGUGUUUCAUGUAUUGUACCUAUGGCUCCACAUGUUGAUCAAACAGAACAUGAUUUAGAUGUUGUUGUAACAGAACAAGGAUUAGCUGAUUUAAGAGGUUUAUCACCAAAAGAAAGAGCAAAAGUUAUAAUAGAUAAAUGUUCUCAUCCUGAUUAUAAAGAUCAAUUAAAUGAUUAUUUACAAAAAGCAAUAUUUUAUGCUACGAAAAGGAAAACUUUACAUGAACCCCAAAUUUUGAGUGAUGUUUUUAAAAUGCAUACAAACUUCCAAGAAAAUGGUACAAUGAAAUUAAGAAAUUGGGAUUAA